AUGGGACACUCUCCAGUGACUGUCAAAGCCGAUGCUGACCCAGAGCAAAACUCGGACCAGCUAGUCCAGAAACCAGUUUCACGCUUGACGCGAUGGUAUCGUAGCGCUCUGUUCAACGUGAUCAUAGUCGGGUUGAUCUCGUUCACACAACCAGGGAUCUGGAACGCUCUCAAUAACACCGGUGCCGGCGGCCAACAGAAGCCCUACCUGGUUAAUGGCGCCAACAGUCUGACCUUCGGUAUCAUGGUCUUUGGCUGUCCGUUGUUCUCUAUUCUCGCCAAUCGCUACGGCCUUCGGCGGGUUCUUAUCCUCGGUACACUAGGAUACGCGCCGUACUCAGCAAGCCUGUAUGUCAACAAUCGCUACGGCACGGAGUGGUUCGUCCUCUUUGGGGGCGCCACUUGCGGGAUCGCGGCUUCUGCACUAUGGUCGAGUGAGGGAGCAAUCGCGUUAGGGUAUGGAGGUGUUAGAGAUCGAGGCAAGAAUACUGGCAUAUGGCUUGGACUGCGCGAACUGGGCCAACUCAUCGGCUCCUCAAUCCAGCUCUCCCUGAAUGUCAAGGACGGCGAGCGCGGUAAGGUUGGGUACUCGACGUACCUUGUCUUGAUUGCGCUCCAAUGCUUGGGACUCCCACUCGCCCUUCUCAUCUCGCACCCUUCAAAGGUUAUCCGGUCCGAUGGCUCAAGCAUUCCCGACCCGACGAGACAGAAAGCUGUCCUCGGCGAGUUCCGCAAACUCUGGGCUCAGGUCAAGAAGAAGCACAUCCUUCUGUUGAUACCAAUACUGGUUGGAUUCAACUGGAACAGUACAUACCAGGGGAUCUAUCUGACCAACUACUUCAGCGUGCGCGCGCGCACUCUAGGCUCCCUGACUUCGGGCAUCUCGGCCACGGCCGCCAAUAUGUUUUGGGGCUGGUUCUUUGACACACAAUACUUGAGCCGGCCCAAACUGGCCAGGAUCACAUGGUUCACCUUUGCCACUAUCAUGCUUGCCCUAUUUGGAUGGCAGUUCGCCAACGAGAAACUGUACGAUGAUACGCAGCCAACCAUUGACUGGGCGCAGCCAAACUUCGGCCGCGGAUUCGCAGUCAACGUGCUCUUCCGAUUCAUGAACGAGUCUCACUAUAUGUUUGUUUAUUGGAUCCUUGGUGUCUUCAACGACGAUCUGGAGACGUUGACCUUGACGGUCGGGAUUGUGCGCUGCUUUGAGAGCGUAGGAUCUUGUCUUGCCUUUGGAAUCGGUGCUGCGAAAGUCUCGCCUAUGGUAAAUCUGAUUGUUGCCUUUGUCAUGUUCGUUCUCUGUAUCCCCUCGACCUCCUGGGUAGUGUUCAUGGUGCCGGAGCAUCCAGAGACUACGCCCAAGGAUGAUGAGAGUUCCCAGGAGCCGCGUCGGUAG
Aspergillus nidulans FGSC A4 is the source of this 1395-nucleotide messenger RNA. RefSeq lists its product as uncharacterized. NCBI's taxonomy places the organism in Eukaryota, Fungi, Ascomycota, Eurotiomycetes, Eurotiales, Aspergillaceae. Gene Ontology annotation, biological process: transmembrane transport. Gene Ontology annotation, cellular component: membrane. The record is from RefSeq and is a predicted model, not a curated record. The transcript has 3 exons. Gene Ontology annotation, molecular function: transmembrane transporter activity. The coding region runs from base 1 to 1395 and encodes 464 amino acids.